AAGAGCUGGAUGGUGAGUGUUGAGCAGGACUGAGAUUUUUGGGUGGUGGCUGCUGAGACUUUAACUGUUUUGUUUUGUAGAUUUUAACUGUAAUGCGAGUUAUAAACUCGGGUUAUAAAGUUCACUGUUAGUUUUGAUAAGUUUAGCUGUUUUAUAUUGAUUAUUUCUUGUGUUAAACCCUGAGUAAGUCAGUAGAAGAAACCCGGUGAGAAAUGCAGGCCAUAAAGUGUGUGGUGGUGGGAGACGGGGCGGUGGGUAAAACAUGUCUUCUGAUCAGCUACACCACCAACGCGUUUCCUGGAGAGUACAUCCCCACCGUGUUCGAUAACUACUCCGCUAACGUGAUGGUGGACGGGAAGCCGGUGAACCUCGGCCUGUGGGACACGGCGGGUCAGGAGGACUACGACCGACUCCGCCCGCUGUCCUACCCACAAACGGAUGUUUUCCUGAUUUGCUUCUCUCUCGUGAGUCCGGCUUCGUUCGAGAACGUCCGUGCUAAGUGGUAUCCUGAGGUCAGACAUCACUGCCCCAACACCCCCAUCAUCCUGGUGGGGACUAAGCUGGACUUGAGAGACGACAAGGAGACUAUUGAGAAGCUGAAAGAAAAGAAACUCACCCCCAUCACUUACCCACAAGGCCUUGCUAUGGCUAAAGAAAUCGGCGCUGUGAAGUACCUGGAGUGCUCGGCUUUAACUCAGCGCGGCCUGAAGACGGUGUUUGAUGAAGCCAUCCGUGCAGUUCUCUGCCCACCGCCGGUCAAAAAGCCCAAGAGGAAGUGCGUCGUGCUCUGAAGCGUCCGCGCCGAGGACCGGCCGUCGUCUGAGCCGGCGAGAGUCAGGACCGUCAGACAGGACGCACCAGGAGGAGGAGGAGGAGGAAGGACUAAAAUCUACCUGUGAUCUGUCUCUGUAUUGUAAUUAGAUUUAGUUUUUUUAUUGUGACGGACUAUCUGGGCGUCCUGGGGUGAGAUGGGGGGUGAGACGGGGGUGAUCGUGUUCCUUUACACUAAUAAAUUCCUGCUGCCUUUUAAUCAUGUACUUUUAUUAUUUUUAGUAAACAAAAUAUAUUUUUUCUUUCACCUGAACUUUAGACUUUUGUUUAUCUGUGAUUUGUAUCAGAAAUAAAAACCUGGACCUGUAAUUUAACUCUAAACUUUUACUGAAUCUCAGAUAUUGCCAUGAAUUUUUUUGUUUGCUUGUUGUUUUGGGUGGAAGAGUUGUCUCAUCAGGUUUAUUCCAGUGAAUCAUUCCUUUUUUAAUUUGCUUUCUAUGGUUGUACAUUGAAAUAAAUAUGCUUUGUCCA
Molecule: messenger RNA, 1302 nt
Organism: Trichomycterus rosablanca
Lineage: Eukaryota; Metazoa; Chordata; Actinopteri; Siluriformes; Trichomycteridae
Gene: rac1a
Product: Rac family small GTPase 1a
Exons: 6
Coding region: 213-791 (192 amino acids)
Biological process (GO): motor neuron axon guidance; regulation of actin cytoskeleton organization; regulation of cell shape
Cellular component (GO): cell projection; cytoskeleton; cytoplasmic vesicle
Molecular function (GO): protein kinase binding; GTP binding; GTPase activity
Source: RefSeq, a predicted model, not a curated record